GUAAAAGACUGCGGGUUGGAAACCCUAAUAAGUAAUCCCCAUGUUCGUUCAGUCUCCUGAAUCUCGCAUUUGGUGUAACUUCCAGCGGUAUUUGUGCUUACCCUCAAUCUCGACAAAUGGCGAAAUCGAAAAACCACACAGCCCACAACCAGUCUUACAAGGCUCACAAGAACGGGAUAAAAAAACCCAGAAGACACAGACAUACUUCGACUAAAGGGAUGGAUCCGAAAUUCCUGAGGAACCAGAGGUAUGCGAGGAAGGACAACAAUACGAAUGGUGGAUCUGACGCCAGCCAGGAAUAGACCCUGACCCCACUUUCUGCUUCCAUGGAAAUUGGUUUCCUUGAUGUCUUUAUAUCAGAGCAUCAAUUUUUUUUUUCAAUGGCGUUUUCUGGUGCGACUGAAUUAUGUGAUAACUUGAUGAAUCUUACAUGAUACGUUCCUGUUUCUCU
Molecule: messenger RNA, 451 nt
Organism: Tarenaya hassleriana
Lineage: Eukaryota; Viridiplantae; Streptophyta; Magnoliopsida; Brassicales; Cleomaceae
Product: 60S ribosomal protein L29-1-like
Exons: 3
Coding region: 117-302 (61 amino acids)
Biological process (GO): cytoplasmic translation
Cellular component (GO): cytosolic large ribosomal subunit; ribosome
Molecular function (GO): structural constituent of ribosome
Source: RefSeq, a predicted model, not a curated record